Molecule: messenger RNA, 5424 nt
Organism: Ilex paraguariensis (yerba mate)
Lineage: Eukaryota; Viridiplantae; Streptophyta; Magnoliopsida; Aquifoliales; Aquifoliaceae
Source: the annotation of a GenBank genome assembly
UGGCUGUUCUGACCACCUCACCCUUUUCUUCUCCUUCUGCUAGUGUCCUACCCAAGCCUUCCAACCCUAAAAAUCUCCCAAGCUCUCAAAUCUUCUUUCAGCGAUCUGGUACAAGCUCUCUCUUUCUAUUCUCUCUCACUCUACUUGCUCUGUGCUGUGGACCAUUGAUACUCUCUCGCGAUCUUGUCAUUGUGCUUCGUGACUUAUUGACCAUCCGAUGGCUCAAGACAAGCUGGAUCUCCCCGACGAUCUCCUCUCGUUCAAACCGUCCGAUCAGUCUUGGACAUCCAAAGUCGAAGCUUCUCGAGGUAAUGAUGAGGAAAAGGUGGCAAUUGGAUUACUUGAUGAAUCAAAAGAUCAAGCAGCAUCAGAAAGCAGCAUUCCUCUCUCUCCCCAGUGGCUGUAUGCUAAAUCAAGUGAGACAAAGUUGGAAAUACGUGCACCAAGCUCUCUGUCCAUUGGAAAUUCUGUUGAUCUCAAUCAGAAGGAGGGUUGGCGUUCUGAGGGACCUGACGACAAGAAAGAUUGGAGAAAAGUUAUAACUGAGACUGAGAGUGGCCGUCGCUGGCGUGAAGAAGAAAGGGAAACUGGUUUACUUGGUAGACGUGAUCGCAGGAAAAUGGAUCGCCGUGCUGACAGUGGUCCAGGCAGAGAAACUACUGACAACAAGUCUUUGCCUGCUGCUGAUAGGUGGCAUGAUGUUAGCAAUCGGAGUUCUGGGCUUGAAAUGCGGCGCGAUAGCAAAUGGUCGUCUAGGUGGGGUCCUGAAGACAAGGAGAAGGAAACUCGGAUGGAGAAAAGGACAGAUGUAGAUAAGGAAGAUACCCCCAAUGACAAUCAAGCUUUUAUUGGUAGCAACCGUGCAGUUUCUGAGCGCGAGUCAGAUUCUCGUGAUAAAUGGAGGCCACGACAUAGAAUGGAGGGGAAUUCUGGUGGACCAGGUUCCUUCCGUGCUGCCCCUGGAUUUGGACUCGAGAGAGGACGUGUGGAGGGUUCAAAUGCGGGGUUUGCUUUAGGACGUGGCAGAUCUAGCUUAAAGCCUCCAUAUGCAGGUCCCAUUGGUGCUGCUCAUUUCAACAAGAAUGAAAGUGUCCCUGGGAAACCAAGCCUGCCAACUAAUACAUAUUUGUAUCCAAGGGGGAAGCUUCUUGACAUUUACCGGUUGCAAAAGCUGGAUCCUUCCUUUUUGGUCAUACCAGACAAUCUUGUGGAAGUUCCCCAUAUAACACAAGUAACCAUCAUUGAACCUUUAGCUUUUGUUGUUCCUGAUGCGGAAGAGGAGGCCAUCCUCGGCGACAUAUGGAAGGGAAAAAUCACCAGUAGUGGGGUGUUGUACAAUUCACUUAGAAAGGGCAGAUCAGCCGAUAAUGUUACAGACGUCGGAGACUUGGUACUCAACAAUGCAAAGGAAGGUGUGCUCUGCACCGUUGUUGAUGAGGAGAAAGUUGAUAUUCAAAAGAUUGCAAUUGAUAAUGCUCAUCAAGCUAAUGUUGAUAGCAUCUUGUGUAAUGAUGUUCAUAAGAUGUAUUUGGUUGAUGGGGAAGAGGUUAAUAUUGCUGGGGAACUAAAAGUUCCUGAGGCUUUGAUAGGGACGGACACAGAUGAAAUGACGUCGAAAAUAUCAAGAAGUAACAAUAUCAGCAUUGCCCAGGAGAGUGGUGGUGUCCACAAUUAUGCUUCAUCUCCUUUCGAAGUUGCAGAUUCUGCUUUCACCAAACACCCUCUGUUCGAUGCUGUUGAGUCUCUUCCUGCUUUUGAUACCAUCACCAAGCUUUCUGAUGAUUCACACUCUCUAUACAUUCCACCAUCUUCUGAGCAGUGUUGGACUGACAAUUUGCAUCCCUUGGAGAGGAAUAGCAAUGAAAAUCAGUUUGGGAGGGAUAUUCCACCUGAGGAGCUAAGUUUGUACUACUGUGAUCCUCAAGGGGAGAUGCAGGGACCAUUUCUUGGGGUUGACAUCAUUUCAUGGUUUGAACAAGGGUUUUUUGGGACAGAUUUGCCUGUCCGCUUGGCAGAUGCUCCAGAAGAAACACCCUUUCAACAUCUGGGUGAAGUCAUGCCACAUUUGACAGUUAGACAUGGAUAUGCCAGUAGCACUGAUUUCAGUUCUAGGGUAGAGCAGUCAAAAAAUUUGGAAGGCAAGUUGGAAGCUAAUUUACCCGCUUCGAUACCUGUUUCUGUCUCUGAAGUUAUUUAUUCAGCUGCACUGGAUGGUUGGCAGUCAUCUGAGUUUGAUGGUCCAUCUGCACAAAAUCUUCAAUCAAGAAUAUCUGAAGCCGAAGGUUCAUUGCAACUCCAAUCUUCUGUGGCUCAAACCUUUCGUGAUUUUGUCGUCCAAGAUGAAGAAAUUGUGUUUCCAGGAAGACCUAACAGUAGUGGCAAUGCUAUUGGAUUAACUUCUAGGGGUAUUAAUGACUCUGCUGCAAAUGUUAUUAGCCACCAUUCUCUCCCAAUUGAAGUGACAGAACCUGGCAUGCCAAGUCAGCAAGAUCAUAGGUUGCAUCCUUUCGGUUUGUUGUGGUCGGAGCUUGAAGGCACAUACUCAAGGAAUACUCAGUCAUCAAAUACUCCUUUUAGCAGUGGUGUUCAGAAUCAACUUUUGGACCCUAUAGCUGGAAGGAUUGCCCCAUAUGGUGUGAUGGCUGAUUCAGCUCAUGCUGCAGAGACGUGGCCUGAUACGUAUAGGAGAAAUGCACUCCUAGACUCAAACUUGUAUCAAGAUGCAGUGGAUGCUCACCAGUUGUCACACAUGAAUCAAGAAUCCAAACGUUUUGAUUUAGCCGAGAAACUCUUGUCCCAACAGUUGCAACAACAGCAUUUCCAGCCGCAUAAUCUCUUGUCUCCUCAUUCCCACUUGAAUGAAAUAUUGCUUGAACAAUUACAAGGUCAGAAUUCUGUUCACCAACAACAACUGGCCAGUCAGACAGAGCAAGAUCUGGAACAUUUUUUGGCACAACAACUGCAACAGCAGAGGCAACUUCAGCUUCAACAGCAUCAAUUGCAGCAACAGAAAAGGUUCCAUCAACAGCAAAUGCUAUUGAAGGAACAACAGUCUCAGGCUCAACAGGCGAUUCUUGAACAAUUGCUGCAGAGCCAAAUGUGUGAGCCUGGCCGUGGGCAAUCACAUGAUGCUAUUAGACCCAACAAUGCUCUUGAUGAGAUUCUAUUGAAGCAACGUGUUUUAAAUGAGCUACAACAGUAUUCCCACAAUCCUCCAAGGCAUGCCGAUCCAUCCCUUGAGCAUCUCUUCCAAGCGAAAUUUGGUCAAAUGCCACAACAUGGUCAUCAAAGUGAUUUAUUGGAACUCAUAUCACAUUCAAAGCAUGGCCACAUGCAGUCUUUGGAACAACAGAUCCUUCAGCAGGAACAGUUGCAUGCAAGGCAGUUGCCAAUGGGAUUGAGGCAUAGGAUGGAAAUGGAGGAAGAGAGACAAAUUGGUUCUGUCUGGCCCGUUGAUGAAACCAAUCAGUUUCUUAGAAGUCCUGCUGGUGCUCACCGAGCUAACACCGCUGGGUUCAGUCCAUUAGAUUUCUAUCAGCAGCAUCAGAGACCAUCUCCUCAGGAGCCUUUGAGUCAUCUUGAACGGAAUCUCUCAAUCCAGGAUAGACUCCAACGAGGUCUCUAUGACCCUGGCUUAGUGCCAUUUGAGCGCUCAAUGUCAUUAUCUGUAGGUUCUCCAGGAAUGAACCUGGAUGUUGUAAAUUCCAUGGCUCGUGCACAUGGUUUAGAUAUGCAGGAGCCAACUGCACGAAUCCAUCCUGCUGGUCAAGUGGGUGGGUUCACCUCUGGUGGCUACUCUCAUCCCUCUCGUCAUCCAUCCGUUUCCGACCAGUUUCAUGCCUCACAUUCGGAUGCAGUGGAGGGACUCUGGUCUGAGACCAGUGGACAGCCACCAAAUGACUGGAUGGAAUCUCGGAUUCAACAAUUGCAUCUUAAUAGUGAAAGGCAGAAAAGGGAGUCAGAAAUCAGAAGGACUUCUGAAGAUUCAAGUUUAUGGAUGUCGGCUGGAACAAAUGAUGACAGUUCAAAGAGGUUGCUUAUGGAACUGCUUCAUCAGAAAUCAGGCCAUCAGCCAGCUGAGCUGUUAGAUGUGACUAAUGGAGUAUCAUAUGAGAGAAGGGCACCUGCUGGUCCCUUCUAUGGGGCAAGCUCUUCAAAUCAUUCUUUUAGUGUUGUCUCAGAUGAAGAAGCAGGAGGUCUGAACCACUCAUUUGCUGUGGGAUCUUAUGGUUCUAAUUCAGUUGGACCAUCACAGGUUCAUCUUGGCAAUGAGAUGGCUAGUGGUUUGGAAAGCCGUGAAAGAUUGCCCCCUGGAUCUAAUUCUGGAGCAUCAUUUGAAGGAGACUCAUUCUUUUAUAGCAUUAAUGGAACCUCUCAGGCAACUUUUACGGACACCAAUGUUAUAGGCAAACCAUCUGUGGAACGAGAUUUCUUAGAUGUAGAUGGAACAGGGUUGGGAUUCAAGAAGGAAGGUGGUUUACUUAAGGGGCCAACUUUAGAUGCUCAAGAAGGCAUGGCUGAGCAGGCCGGUUUGAUUGCUGUAGACCGUGGGGAUAUGCCUGUUAAUGUUAAUAGCCGGCAUACUUCACUUGGCAUUGCUGGUGGGAAUGCAGACCUCUACAAUGACAAAAUUGGAAAUUCUUUUGCCAAAGAGAUUGCUAGGGACCGGGUGCCAGCACUCCAAUCUAAAAGGCUGGAGAAUGUUUUGCUGAAACGUCCACCUGUUUCACAUUCUUCAUCAUCCCAGGAAGGGUUAUCUGAGCUGGCCUCUGAUCCAGUCAUCAGAGGGAAAAAUAUUCCGAGUAUGGUAACUUCGGAAGGGGGAAGCAGGGCCACAGACGGAAAGUUGGCAAACCAAGUCCCUGAUAUUAUGGCACCUGGGAAGAAAGAUAUGCGUUUCAGACGAACCUCUUCUUUGGGUGAUACUGAUGUCUCAGAGACAUCCUUCAGUGACAUGCUUAAAAGCAAUGCCAAGAAGCCAGCACUGCCAGAGGCUCAAACUUCAACUGGAGGAGGUUCAGAGUUGUCAGAUGGAACACAAGGGGGUAAAAGUGGCAAGAAGAAAGGGAAGAAAGGGAGACAAAUUGAUCCAGCUCUUCUUGGGUUCAGGGUUACGAGCAAUCGGAUAAUGAUGGGUGAGAUUCAUCGCAUAGAUGAUUAAUGAAUCUUAAAUCGAAAUGUUCGUGUUAUCAUAGUUUCACAUCAGCUGUACAGCUUUUCAUUAGUGUGCAAGGCUUUUGGAGAUGAAAUAUUCCUUUUUUUUUUUAGGCCCCAUCCGCACCUCGUUUUAAUGGUGUAGGGGUCGUAGAGAGAGCUUGUUGCAGGAGUGUAGAAAUCAACCCCAAUUGGAGAGUUAAGGGGGUCAAAACUUGUAUAGACUGACAAUCUUUUUAUGAGGAUAUCAACCAAUGAAAAGUAUCACGU